AUGAUGAAUUUGUCAUUACCUCAACAAUUUUGGACAAAAUUAUUUAUAUUAUUAAAUACUUGUUUUGUUAUAUUUGGUAUUGUACUACUUGCAUUGGGUAUUAAAGGAAUAGAAACAUUGAAUAAAUUCGGUACAAUUUUAAAUGGAAUCAUACCACCUAUCAUACCAAUAUCAAUUUUUAUAGGAUGCCUUAUAUUAAUUGGUACAAUUAUUGGUUAUAUUGGAUUAUGGAAACCAAAAAAAUUUAUUGUUAUACUACAUAUUGCAUGUUUAUGUCUUGCAGUAAUUAUUGAGAUUGCCAUAGCAACAGCGACAGCUACUACAGGAGAAAAAUUUCAAACAGCCGCUAAUUAUUCAUUACUAUAUGCUGUGAAACAAUUUCAUUCAAAUCCUUAUAUUCAAGUAGAAAUGGAUAAAUUACAAAAUAAAUUUAGAUGUUGUGGAGCUACAUCCUAUUUGGAUUAUAUAAAAACAAAUAAAACUGUACCAUUUACUUGUUUUAUUGGGACAUUAGUUUAUGCAAGAGGUUGUGUAGAACCAUUCAGUGAUUAUGCCCAACAUUAUAUCGUUGCAUUAAUUACUAUGUGCUUUGUAUUUGGUAUUAUUAAAGCUAUUUAUGUGAUUAUCUCUAUUUGUUUAUUUAAAAAUUCAUUGACUGGAAAAAAUGCAUCACCAUAA
Messenger RNA from Schistosoma margrebowiei, 678 nucleotides. The record is from the annotation of a GenBank genome assembly. Lineage: Eukaryota; Metazoa; Platyhelminthes; Trematoda; Strigeidida; Schistosomatidae.